AAGAAGAAGAAGGAAAACGAAGAAGAGUACCCGGAAGCUCCUUCGUCGUCACACACGUGUGCUCUGUACACUCUUGCCAUGGCGGACCUACAAAUUAAGCUUCUUCGGAAGAAAAUUCAGAAAAGAAACGAGAAAAAUAAAGAGCGAAAGUUACUGAAGAACCGGACAGAAGAAGAAGAAAUCGUGGGGGUUGAAGAGGGGCCCGCUGCCAGCUGUAAGCCAGACCAUGAGUCCAAAAAGAAAUGGAAGAAGCAGGCUGACGGGUUUGUGGAGGGGACCACCAUGGAGGAAGUUCCUCUGAAGAAACAGAAGAAGAAUAAAAGAAAGCUGAGGACUGCUGAUGAACCACCAGCUGAGAAGAGAGGAAAGAUUGAGGAAGAUCCAGCAGAGGAGAGCAGAGGAGAGGUGAAUGGUAAACCAGAAGCUGCUGCAGAUGAUGAUGAACAGGAGGAAGACGAAGUAGAUGAGGAAGAUCAGCCCGAGCUGCCUUCCGGAUUAACAGGAGCGUUCGAGGACACCUCCUUCUCGUCCCUCGCUGAGCUGGUGAGCGAGAACACGCUGAAGGGGGUGCAGGAGAUGGGCUUCCAGCAUAUGACGGAGAUCCAACACAAGAGCAUCCGCCCCCUGCUGGAGGGAAGGGACGUUCUGGCUGCUGCUAAGACAGGAAGUGGGAAAACCUUGGCCUUCCUCAUCCCAUCCAUAGAACUCAUUUAUAAACUGAAGUUCAUGCCCAGAAAUGGAACCGGCGUGGUGAUCCUCUCCCCCACGCGUGAGCUGGCCAUGCAGACGUACGGUGUGCUGAAGGAGCUCAUGACACACCACGUGCACACCUACGGGCUGAUCAUGGGGGGCAGCAACCGCUCCGCUGAGGCCCAAAAACUGGCCAACGGUGUCAACAUCCUGGUGGCCACGCCGGGCCGUCUGCUGGACCACCUGCAGAAUACCCCCGGCUUCAUGUUCAAGAACCUACAGUGUCUGAUCAUCGACGAGGCCGACAGAAUCUUAGAGGUGGGCUUCGAGGAAGAACUAAAGCAGAUCAUCAAACUGCUCCCGAAAAAGAGACAAACCAUGCUGUUUUCAGCCACUCAGACCAGAAAGGUGGAAGACUUGGCUCGCAUUUCUCUGAAGAAGGAGCCGCUGUAUGUCGGGGUAGAUGAUAACAAAGACAAAGCGACGGUAGACGGUCUGGAGCAGGGCUACGUGGUUUGUCCGUCAGAGAAACGCUUCCUGCUGCUUUUCACCUUCCUGAAGAAGAACCGCAAGAAGAAGCUGAUGGUGUUUUUUUCCUCCUGCAUGUCGGUUAAAUUCCAUUUUGAGCUGCUCAACUACAUCGACCUUCCUGUCAUGGCCAUUCACGGAAAGCAAAAGCAGACCAAACGGACCACCACCUUCUUCCAGUUCUGCAACGCUGACUCGGGCAUCCUGCUGUGCACAGACGUAGCGGCGCGAGGACUCGACAUCCCAGAGGUGGAUUGGAUCGUACAGUAUGACCCCCCUGAUGACCCCAAGGAGUACAUCCACAGGGUGGGCAGAACGGCCCGCGGCAUCAACGGCAGAGGCCACGCCCUCCUCAUCCUACGGCCGGAAGAACUGGGAUUCCUCCGCUUCCUGAAACAGGCCAAGGUACCGCUGAGCGAGUUUGAGUUUUCUUGGAGUAAAAUCUCUGACAUCCAGUCCCAGCUGGAAAAGCUGAUUGAGAAGAACUACUACCUCCACAAGUCGGCCCAGGAGGCCUACAAGUCGUACGUGAGGGCGUACGACUCCCACUCGCUCAAACAGAUCUACAGUGUCAACACACUCAACCUCCCUAUGGUGGCACUGUCCUUUGGCUUCAAAGUUCCCCCAUAUGUUGACCUCAAUGUUCACAGCAGUAAAGGUGCGAAGCUGCAGAAGCGAGGAGGUGGAGGUGGGUUCGGGUACCAGAAGUCCAAGAACGUGCACAAGUCCAAGAUCUUCAAGCACGUGAACAAAGGAAGCAGAGACCGGAGGCAGUUUUCCCGCUGAGACGGCAUCUGGACGGAUUCCAGUGUCUUUUUAUUACAUGGACUUCCUGUAAUAGAAUAAAGCUCAGACCAGAAUAAUCCAGUUUUCUGCUUGUUUAAACCAUAACUUGUUUUUAAUCAUCUGCCUUCCAUUUAUUUCUCAUAUGCUCUGUAAAUGUGAUGUGGUUUUAUUUGGAGCCAGAUGAGACUGAAUGACGACGCUGUGUCAGGACCAGAUGAGCUCAGCUUUAUUUUACAUGUAUGUGUGUAUUACAUGUUCCAGAGCUGAAUCAGCACAUUCCCUUUAAAUGAUCUGUGGACCUCCAGUGUUGCUACAGGAAAUUAAAGGUUAAUUGGUCUGACGUGAUUAAAAA
This is a messenger RNA of Melanotaenia boesemani (Boeseman's rainbowfish), 2356 nucleotides long. RefSeq names its product ATP-dependent RNA helicase DDX18-like. Gene Ontology annotation, cellular component: nucleolus. The transcript is spliced from 14 exons. Gene Ontology annotation, molecular function: ATP binding; nucleic acid binding; RNA helicase activity. Gene Ontology annotation, biological process: maturation of LSU-rRNA from tricistronic rRNA transcript (SSU-rRNA, 5.8S rRNA, LSU-rRNA). The record is from RefSeq and is a predicted model, not a curated record. The coding region runs from base 79 to 2004 and encodes 641 amino acids. NCBI's taxonomy places the organism in Eukaryota, Metazoa, Chordata, Actinopteri, Atheriniformes, Melanotaeniidae.